Molecule: messenger RNA, 1852 nt
Organism: Megalops cyprinoides (Indo-Pacific tarpon)
Lineage: Eukaryota; Metazoa; Chordata; Actinopteri; Elopiformes; Megalopidae
Product: survival motor neuron protein-like
Exons: 10
Coding region: 108-1232 (374 amino acids)
Biological process (GO): mRNA processing
Cellular component (GO): nucleus; cytoplasm
Molecular function (GO): RNA binding
Source: RefSeq, a predicted model, not a curated record
CAUCAGGGCAAGCUCGCGGGAAUUUGAGCCCUGUCGAAAAUUUGGCAUUUUGAUGGGGUGUCAAAUAUAUUUGAAACUGAGUUGAUUAUACUGUUUUGAAUGUAGGCAUGGCUGAAUUUCACCAAGAUAUUGUUUAUCGAAAGUAUAGGAAUAAUGUGAGUUGGUCCAUGGCAAAUGACGAUUCCGCCCUGGUGAAGGCAUAUGAGGAUGCACUGAAAUCUUUUCGGGAAUCAAACGGUGAAGAACAAGUCGGGGAGAGGGAGGAUCACAAGAAAGAGCAGUGGAAAUCCGGCAGAGAACAGAAGCAAACAGAUGAAGGGAGGCCAGAGAGACAGCAGUGGGCAGUAGGCUCUCGGUGUCGCGCUGUGUGGUCAGAGGAUGGGCUGCUCUACCCUGCCGCGCUGGUCUCGGUGGAGGGGGACCGCGGCAGAGUGAGGUUUGAUGGCUACGGAAAUGAGGAAGAUGUAGACCUGAGUGCCCUUCUGCCUGAACAGUGGGAGCAGCCCUGGAGAGAGAAGCAGCAGUGGGUGUUGGGGAGCCGAUGCCGUGCGGUGUGGUCGGAGGACGGGCUAGUGUACCCAGCGGUGCUGGUGUGGAAGAAGGGGGAACGUGGCCGGGUGCAGUUCGAAGGGUACGGGAAUGAGGAGGAGGUAGAGCUGAGCGCCCUGCUGCCACCAGAUGAACAGGAGUGGAGAACCAAGGUUGCUGUUGAGGAGUCAGUUAACAGCAGCAGCAGCAGCUCAGAUUGGAGGAAGAUGGAGAAGAAGAAGCACUACACCAGAAAGGAGGAUGCUACCAUCACACUCUCAUCAGGCCACCCAGCUGGGGGUGAAGUCAGCAGCUGCAGUGACCCUGGGAAAGAACAGAAGGAGAGGAAGAAUACAAGCAGUGGGAAAGAAGGGAAGGAGGGCAUUUUCCUUCCAUCCAGUGGUCCCUUUCUGUUCCUCCCCCCGGAGUCUCCUCCCCCUGACAGCGCCACGGGUAUCCAGCCUCUCCCUCUUCUACCUCCACCCCCACCACCGUGCGUGUGGCCCCCAAAAGGGGGGGAUGAAGAUGAUGGGGAUGGGCUGGACUCAGAUAUGGCUGCUCUCUCCAGCAUGCUGUUGUCCUGGUACCUUUGUGGAUACCACACUGGCUGCUACAUGGCAAUGCAGCAAGCAAAAGCAGAUCAUGAAAGGACAGACCCAGAGAAGCACAGGGUCAACUACAAGUAUGGGAGGUGCACACAGUAGGAAACUGACUCUGCUGUAUGUGAUGACGUGGCAACAGCACGUCAUAUGUCAACAGGGGGAGCUCUGAAGACUGCUACUAAAUAGGACCCAUCUUCUGUAUUACUCUUCAGUCAGCUCUGAAGGGAAGAAGAGAGAGAUGGUUGGGGCUUAAGAAAGACUGUUGGUCCUCUGCACCAGAGAGAAUUCAGAGCUAUGAGUUCACUGGGACCUCAGUCAUUGAGGUUCCCUCAUACAAAGGUCAUCUUGGUUUGUGUUUGGAGAAAUUUGCAGAAGAGAGAAAAGUUUUGGAGAGGAUCCAGAAAAAAACCCUGACUGGAAUGUGUUGUACUCCUCCCUCCAAACAGUUUUUAUACAAAUCUCCAGGACACUGCACUUUAGGAUGGCAGAUCUUACAUUAUCAAUGCGUGGCACUCUCUCUGUAUAUAUGUACACUGUUGAAUACCAGAUGUUCAUAAGCCUGUGGGAGAAAAUGGCUUUUCAACCUUUUGCACUUUAUAAGCCAAAGGUCAUUGUGUAGUUGCCUCUCCUGAAAAACAAAGCAAAUUGUAUGGUUUCAUGAAAUUAAACAAAAUGGAAAGUUCUAGAGAUAUUUCCAAUCGAUCCGUUUUUCCAGCUCUGAA